GAUCAAUUUAGUUACUAAGUAGGGUAAUAACAUCAAAAUAACAAUAAUAUUACGAAAAUAUUAUCAAUGAAAGUUGGUAUCAUUGGUUCUGGUAUUAUUGGUCUAUCAACAGCAUUUCUAAUUAAAGAAAAUUAUUCAAAUGUAGAAAUUCUUAUACAAUCUGAUAAGAAAAAUGUUAUGGUUACUAGUUAUGGUGCAGCUGGUAUAUUUAGACCAGAUCCUAAAUUAUUACCAGGAUCAGAAUAUGAUCAGGAUCAAUUCAAUGAUUUUAUUCGUUGGUGUAAUGCAGGACGUGAACAAUAUUGGAAAUUAGCAACUAGUUGGAAUUCAUCGAAUACUGGUGUAUACUUUCAUCCAACUUAUCAAUUAUCAGAAUAUAAUGAAUUUGAUAGACCAUUUAUAAGUAAAUUAUGUGGAAAAACUGUAUUUUUAGAUGAAGAAGAGAUUCAGUCUAUUGGAUUUGCUAAGCAUAUUAAAUCAGCUUAUUAUUAUACAACGUGUAUUGUAGAACCACGUUAUUAUAUGAAUUACUUAUUGAAUGAACUUAAAAAUUUAAUUCCAAAUGAUCAAUCUAUUUAUAGUGAAAGAGAGAUUGCGUUUACUUCUUCAAAUGAAUUACAUUAUUGGGCUAAAGAACAAAAAAUCAAUAUAAUUAUUAAUUGUACUGGAUUAGGAUCAGGUUAUUUAUUUCAUGAUCCAGAAAUAAGACCAGUUAAAGGUCAAUUAGUACGUGUUCUAGCACCAUGGAUGAAAUUUGGAUUCUAUUUCGGGCGCGAUGAUACAUAUUGUUAUACAGGAAAAGAAAGUGUAAUUCUUGGAGGAUUUCGUGAACAUUUACCUCCAGUUUUAAAAAGACCUACAACAGAUGAUGAUAUAAGAGUAUCGCCUGAAUCUACAAAAGAUAUUCUUCAAAGAAUUGAUAAUACUUGGCAUGGAGGACUAGGCAAAUCACCAUUAGUUGAAGAAUGGACAGGAUUACGGCCAUUCAGACCAUCUAUAAGAUUAGAAAUUGAAUGGUAUCAACCUGAAAUUACCUGUGAACCUUUACCAAUUAUACAUAAUUAUGGACAUGGUUCAAUGGGUGUUGCAUUAAGUUGGGGUACUGCAAUAGAUACUCUGAAACUUUUUGAAGAUGUAGUAAAAUCAAGUCCAAAUAUUCAUACUUAAUUUAGUCAACUCACUGGAUUUUCUAAUUUCAAUCAUUUGUAAUUCAAUUUAUUAUUGAAAAUUAUUAAUAUUGUAUUGUAUAAUACAAGUUGUCUCGACACCUUAGAUACAUAAUACUGUAAACAAAUAAAAGAAAGGGAAUAUUCCGAAAACCUGGAAAUAAGAAAAGUAUAUUUUGUCUUGAACUGAUGUAAACUUGGAACAACUAAUAAAUCAGGGACCAUUUGAUGUUAGUUCCAUUUUAGCUCGUAACUUUAGGAUUAGCUAGAUCAAUAAUGUAGGUGGUCUGUGUGAAUGACCAUGAUCUACUUGUGUUGGACGGAAAUGGUAUUGUGGUGCAGAUUACUUAUGUAGAUCAAUAUCAGUAGUAUGUAACAUUAAUAGAAAGUGAAAACCCUAGCAUCAGGAGGUUAAGAAUAUCUAAUAGAAGAGAACGGUAACAGAGAGUGCUUGGUGUGGAAAGGAAGAAACACUAAAGUCUGGGACAAUUAAUAUACAUUUCGCAAAUGAAAUAUUUAUCGUAUGGUUCUCAAAUUUCAGCAUGAAAUUCUGUAUUUCGAUAUUCAAUAACAUUUGAUUGUCUCCAUUUGUGUUCUCGAUCACUACAGUGGAACUUCCUAGCUCAAGUCCGAAUUACGUCUAGCGGUUGACACCUGACACGAACCACUUUUAUAUGAUGCCCUACGUUGACGACUUCAUAAAAUAAACGUGUUAUAAAUAAAAAUCUUUUUGUAAGACUUGAUAAAUGUACAUCACACCAACCAGUCAUGCUUGACCUUGGCAAUGUUUGAUAGACUGUCUGCGGGUCAGCAACCUGUUGCCUGAAGUAAAAACGUUCAACCUGAUGGGUGGUUUGUUCGAGGCUCCGUAACUUUUCACCUGCCCUAUGUGUGUGAACGUGCU
Molecule: messenger RNA, 2070 nt
Organism: Schistosoma haematobium
Lineage: Eukaryota; Metazoa; Platyhelminthes; Trematoda; Strigeidida; Schistosomatidae
Exons: 4
Coding region: 67-1167 (366 amino acids)
Molecular function (GO): D-amino-acid oxidase activity; FAD binding
Source: RefSeq, a predicted model, not a curated record